AUGAUCUUGACGGACAUCUUCUCCAUGAUCCUCCGCCUUGCGGAGUUGGCGUUUGGAGCUAUUGUCGCCGGAAUCAACGGGCAGUAUCUCCAUACCGUCGAAAAUACCGACAGUUGGGUCCAGGGCCGUUUCAUCUACACCGAAGUGGUAGCUGGUCUCGCCAUUUUCCUUUCCAUCAUCUGGCUCUUCCCGUUCGCGGGUAGCUUCGUUCACUGGCCUGUCGACCUUCUCAUUUCUAUUUGUUGGUUCGUUGCCUUCGGCUUGUUGGUUAAUUACCUCGAUGGCGGCUGCGGAUACAUCUUUGAUUGGGAUAAUGUUUCCUUCCGUCGUGGUGAUCAGUGCGGAAAGUGGAAAGCUAUCAUCGCAUUCUCCUUCUUGUCUGCUAUUUGCUGGCUUGCCUCAGCAAUCGUCGGUAUCGUCUGGGUCCGAGAUCAUGAGGCUCGAGCUUACCGUCGACGAAGAUGGCGUGGUUCCCGUGUCUAA
This is a messenger RNA of Daldinia childiae, 483 nucleotides long. RefSeq lists its product as uncharacterized. The transcript is spliced from 2 exons. Gene Ontology annotation, cellular component: membrane. The record is from RefSeq and is a predicted model, not a curated record. Lineage: Eukaryota; Fungi; Ascomycota; Sordariomycetes; Xylariales; Hypoxylaceae. The coding region runs from base 1 to 483 and encodes 160 amino acids.